This is a messenger RNA of Humulus lupulus (European hop), 2345 nucleotides long. Its product is annotated as putative disease resistance protein RGA3. NCBI's taxonomy places the organism in Eukaryota, Viridiplantae, Streptophyta, Magnoliopsida, Rosales, Cannabaceae. Gene Ontology annotation, biological process: defense response to fungus. Bases 1 to 1980 code for a protein of 659 amino acids. Gene Ontology annotation, molecular function: ADP binding; protein binding. The record is from RefSeq and is a predicted model, not a curated record. The transcript has 2 exons.
AUGGGUGGAACAAGACCAUAUGAAUUGACGGGUCUCCCUGAGAAGGAUUCUUUGUCUCUAUUUUUCAAGUUUGCAUUCCGUGGUGAAGAAGAAGCAAAGUAUCCUGAACUCAAACAAAUUGGUGAAGAAAUUAUGAGAAAGUGUAGAGGGGUUCCUUUGGCAUUGAAAACCUUGGGGAGUCUACUUCGGUUGAAGAAGACUGAAGCUCGUGAGUGGAAAAUCGUAAGAGACAGCAGAAUUUGGGAGUUAGAACGAGAGGAAGGUCACAUUUUACCUGCAUUGCGAUUAAGUUACAAUGCAAUGCCUCCAUCUUUGAAACAAUGUUUUGCUUACUGCUCAACUUUCGAAGAGGAUAGUUUGAUGGAGAGUACUGAAUUGAUUUUCAUUUGGAUGGCACAUGGAAUCCUUCAUUCACCUAACAACAAAGUGGAGUUGGAAGAUGUUGGUAAAUCACAUUGCAUGGAGUUGUGCAACAGAUCUUUCUUUCAAGUUGAUGAUGAAGUUGAUUAUGGAUUCAACCAAUUCUUUAGAGUGCAUGGUUUAAUUCACAACCUUGCGUGCUCUAUCACCCAAAGUGACUGCUCUAUUUUAAAUGACAAUGGCGGAGAGAUUUCUGAUGCUGUAAGAUAUUUAAGAAUUGUUAUCAAUGAGAACAACUUAACAAAUUUGAGUAAGUUAACGAAACUGAGAAGUAUUCAUGUUAAGCAUACCGGACAUGAUAAGGAUGAAGUUGUGCAGUCAUUCCUUUCUACAUGCAUCUCAAGAUUCAAGCACUUGCGAUUGUUUGAUUUGUCAGAUUUAUCUUUCGAGGUGUUGCCAAGUUCGAUUGGGACCAUGAAACAAUUGAGAUAUCUUGAUAUGAGCUAUAAUAAAAAGAUAAAGAGACUCCCUGAUUCAAUUUGCAAGCUGCAAAUUUUGCAAACUCUGGAUGUUGGUGGAUGUGAGGAGCUUGAGGAAUUACCCAAGGAUAUAGGAAACUUGGUAAGCCUUAGGACUCUUGUGGUAACCACAAAACAAUGCCUUUUGGAAGAUGGUGGAAUUGGACGCUUGAAGUCUAUUCGUUUAUUGGGUAUUUAUAAGUGUAAAAAUUUGAGAGUCUUGCCGAAUGACAUGAUAAACUGCACCACAUUACGUACUCUCUUGAUAGAUGAUUGUGAACAACUCAACUUGGCAAGUGAAUUUAUCAAUGAAGAUGUCCAGUCGAGCCUUCAGACAUUUGUGAUUCAAGAAUUACCAGAGACAACAGAUCUGCCCCAAUGGCUCCAACAAGCUGCUAAGACCCUACAAUAUUUAUAUAUUGAAGAUUGUUCCAAAUUAGUGAGACUGCCGGAGUGGCUGCCAAAACUCAUCUCACUUGAGAAGCUUGCCAUUAAAAGAUGUCCAAAAUUGAUGUCUCUUCCAGAGGGGAUGGAACGCCUCACACAUCUGAAGAUUGAAGAUUGUGAACAACUCCACUUGGCAAGUGAAUUUAUCAAUGAAGAUGUCCAGUCGAGCCUUCACACACUUUUUAUUAGAGACUUACCAGAGACAACAGAUCUGCCCCAAUGGCUCCAACAAGCUGCUAAGACCCUACAAAAUUUGUAUAUUGAAGAUUGUUCAAAAUUAGCGAGACUGCCAGAGUGGCUGCCAAAACUCAUCUCACUUGAGAAGCUUGUGAUUAGAAAAUGUCCAAAAUUGAUGUCUCUUCCAAAGAGGAUGGAACGCCUCACCUCCCUCACACAUUUGAAGAUUAAAAGAUGCAAUGCACUUGAGGAAAGAUGCAAACGAGAAGUAGGCCAGGAUUGGCAAAAGAUUGCUCAUGUUCCAAUUUUAGGAGGAGAAGAUCUUCCCUUCGCCCCAGGAAUAAAAUUCUUUCGACGAAGUCUCAUUGAGUUCAUGAAGUUUGGUGUGUCUUCUGUCUACAUGUUCAAUAAAGAUAUAUCUAUUAAUAGUUUGAUUAAUGUGUGCAAGUUUUUCAAUAAACCUCUCUGUGUGUACUAAGCUUUGCCAAGAGAUACUUUUCUACAUUUAAUUAAUUUGUGCAAGUUUUUCAUAAAUUGUUCUGUGAGUACUAAAUUUUUCAAAGACACUUUUUCUACAUCUAAUAAUAAUUAUUUGUUGCAAGUUCUUAGAGGUGAUUGCCUUCUCUAUAGAUGAAAUUAUUUUUAAAAGUUCUUAGGAAGAUAACAUCAAUUUUGGUUUGUAUGUUGAACUGUUCCACAAUUUUCAAGUAUUCAUUUGAGGACAAUUAGAAAUAGCUUGGGGCAAAUGUAAAUUGUAAUUUGCAUUGAGAGCUGGUCUUAGAAGUUUACUUAUUUGAAUUGCGGCUCGAUAUAUAUACAAUUAUAACCAGAGUUUUCCCCCUC